This is a messenger RNA of Bubalus bubalis (water buffalo), 11047 nucleotides long. RefSeq names its product protein phosphatase 1 regulatory subunit 3F (gene PPP1R3F). Gene Ontology annotation, cellular component: protein phosphatase type 1 complex. Gene Ontology annotation, molecular function: glycogen binding; protein phosphatase 1 binding. Lineage: Eukaryota; Metazoa; Chordata; Mammalia; Artiodactyla; Bovidae. Gene Ontology annotation, biological process: regulation of glycogen biosynthetic process. The transcript is spliced from 4 exons. The coding region runs from base 8567 to 9982 and encodes 471 amino acids. The record is from RefSeq and is a predicted model, not a curated record.
UCUGCCAGCGCCACCUCCGCCAACGCAGGGCUGUGUUUAGGAUGGAGGACAAGCAUUCCAACAACCCUCAGGCCUGCUGUCCAGGACAGGGAGGAGGGCACGUUCAGUCAGUCAGUCAAAGAGUAAUGGAGACCAAACGUGCUAGGCUGUGUUUUAAUUACUGGGGUUUCAUUGAUUUAUUGAGGUCCACUGUAAAGCCCUGAACAAGACAGACAUCUUCCCUGCCCUCAAGGUUCAUACAAGCUUUUAUAAGCAUGGUUUGAAAAAAACCCACAGGUAUAUAAGAUACAUAGGAUAAGAUUAACUGCUGAGAGAAAAGUAAAAUAGAGUAAGGGGAUAGUUUGGGAGGGAAUAGCUGCUUUAGGCAGGAUGUUUGGGGAGGGCCUUUGAGGGAGUGAAUCCUGGAUGCUGGUAAAGAGUUAUGUACAGAUAUGGGGGGUUGUAGAAAAGGGAACAGGGAGGACUUUCUGAGGAGGUGCUGUUUUAACUGAGCCCUGAAUGAUAAAGAGGAAUAGCUAUGCACAUAUGAUGGGAGCAAGGGUGUUCUAGGGAGCGAGAACAGCAAGUGCAAAGGUCCUGAGCUGGGAAUGAAUCUGGUAUGAAUGAAGGAUAAUGUGCUGGAGUGAAGAGAACUGCAGUGAUAUGGUAGUGUGGACCAAGGGCGUUGCCAGUGGGAGGCGGGGGAAUCUGAUCCCCAUUUGAUGGAGCAGGAGGCCAGGGUUCCAGAGGGGGAAACUGGUUGAGGAAGUGAUGGUGCCUGGCUUUUCCAGUUCAGCCAUGUCUGACCUUGAAGCCUGUGCACUCUUUCCUGCUUCGCUCUAAUAUAGUCUGAUAUCUCCUGUGGACUUGAGGGGCUGCGCCCCUGCUUUCACAGGCAAGCAGUGCCUCUGGCAGAGGCAGAACCAGAUGGGCCUGGACUGGAAGCUCUUGAUCUUUGUUUUUGCUGUACCACCUGUGACGGACCAUUCAGGUCCUGGGAGAAUGAACCCGUUAACCCCAGAAGGUCUUGAUAUAAGAUUCUCCUAUCAAGUCGCGAGUUCGUCAAGAGUAGCAGCUAGGCCUGAUUUUGAGGAGAACCACUUAAGUCUAACCUGGGAUAAGUAGAUUCUUUGUGCACUUGUGGGAAAUGCAUGCAUUUCCCCACUCUUUGGAGGACUGGAAAUUGGAAUGGGAAAAUGCUUUUUGGAUCUUGUAUAUGCUUGAUCAGAAGCCUCUGGCUGCAGCAAGAUGUUUGUGAUUCUGGCAAAGUCUUAGGCUGUGAGUAGUUUGAAAGGUCUAGCUUGGGUCUGGUGCGCAGAUGUGCCUGGGUAAGUGAGCAAGCAGACAAGUACCCACUUACCAACCAGUGAGCCCCACAGUAACCUGAACAGGGCAAGCAGCAAGGCUGAGCAGUGAGUGGAUUCUGACAUCAGUGCCUGAGUUCAAAUCCUGGUCCUGUCUGUUAGCCUUGUGACCUUGGGCAACUCAUCUCAGUGCACUGUGCCUCAGUACUCUCAUCUGGAAAACAUAAUUAUUGCACCUGCUUCACAGGAGACAAGUAAGAGCAUUCGGAACUGAGCCUGGCUUUUAGUGGGGCCAUAUAGGUGUCAAUAUUAAUACUUAGGGAAUCACAGACGGUUUCUUGGAUUCUGUUCCCCAUCUCUGCUCUGCUCGUCAUCAGCUGUGUAGCCUUGCAUCAGUUUCUUCAUCUGUGAGCCUCAGUUUUCCCAUCUGCUAAAGGGAUGUGACAGUCACUUUGGUGCUUGGAUUGGAUGCAGCAAGCAUGGGCAAGGUAACUGAAGCAUAGUGGCAGCUUCGAAAGAUUGACAGUGGCCAGCAUUUACUGAUCUCUGUGAGAGCUUCGAGUUUGUUCUCUCUUGAGUCCUGCUGUGCAUACUGUGUGCUGUAGAUGCUAUGAUUAUGCCCAUUUAACAGAGGGGAAAACUGAGGUAGUUCAGAGAAGUGAGCCAACUUGUUCAAGUAUACUCAGCUAGUGAGUGACAGGACCAGGGAGGAGAAGUAGGGACUUUUAAAAAACUACUGUUCCUCUUGAAGGCCUGAUAGGAUUCAGGGCAAAUUCUACAUUUUACUCCUGGUGUUUCUGUGUUUCCAGCAUGUCUUGCUUUCCUUUUAUCUUUUUUUUUUCUUUAUUGAUCUUAAGUGUAAAGCUCAAUAGAUUUUUACAUAUGUACGCCUUUGUGAAACCAUCACCUAGAUCAAGAUAAUUGAGUUGUUCCAGUGCCCCAGAAUCACCCUCAUUUCUGUCAGUUUUCCCAAGUCAUCAUCCCAGGCAGCUGUCGUGGGAGCUCUGUCUAAGACGCGACAGUUUGGGUAGCAGAGUUUGGUCAUUUUAGAGUGUGAAAGGAAGGGAACAGAGAAAUCAAAAGCUUGCAGGGCCAAGGUGGGUGGAGAGGGUGUUUUUCUUUUAAAAUACAUGGGUGGUUUUAAGGAGAAAUUGAAGCGGCCCGUUCAGACAAUUGUUUUGGUAUCUGGCCCCAGGUCUGUGGUUCCUAACAUGACUUGUGAUAUUAUUUUAAGUGGGCAGAUGGCUUUUGAUAGCUUCUUUAUCUUGAUCUCAGCUCUUGCAAAGGGGAGGUUGGUGCUCACUGCAAGAUCAGCGAUGAUCAGUGAUAAGAUUUUCUUUGUAGGUCGGUGGCUUUCUUGGCGAGUACAUUUCAACUUAUUAUUGUUUUAAAACCUGGGUGCUGCUGGUGACAUGGAGCGCUGUUGAAGAACAGCCACUCCCUGCGACCCAGCCCUCUUAGGAGAUGGUAGAGGAUCUUAGGGGCUAGCCUUCUGCGGGAGCCCUGUCAUAGACGGCUUGCCAUUCAGAAAGUGUUGGCUGCAGGCCUGUUGUGCACCAGCACAGCCACAUCAUGUUGGGGCAUGGGAGAAGUCUGUGCUAGCCCUUGGGAUACAGCUCAGAAACUGAAAUGGCUGCAUUCCUCAAGUUGCUGGACUAGGCUUUUGAUAACCCUCAGGCUUAGAGAUGACCCAUCAGCAAGCAUUUAUUGAAGGCCUGCCAUGUGCUGGGCACAGUGCUAGGUUCAAAUAGGGCAAAAACUGCAGACUGGUGCUAAGUUGUCAAAGGGUUGGUGGUGGAACUGGGUGGGAGGGGCAGGGAUGGAGGGCUUGUUGAACAAGAUCUGGCAGAGACCCUGCGGAGUAUUUGCGUGCACAGUCUUAUCUAACCCUUUCAAUGUUCUCUGUGAGAAAGACUGUUUUGAUCCUUCUUUUCUGGAUGAGCAAACUGAGGCUCCCAGAGUCCAGAAUCCCAGGGCCGGUGUGGGGAGGAGAGGCUUCCAGGUCUGCCUCGGCUUACACCCUUGGGAAGUGUCCUGUUCCUCUUAAAAAUAAAGACAAGGAAGGCCUCAGCAUGUCCUUUGAGCACCUCCUGCCUUCUCCCCCAGUCUGGCCUCCAGGUCUACUUGUUUCACCUCACGCCAUCCUUUGCCUUCUGAGCUUCUGUCACUGGGGUCUUUGCAAGGUGCUUUGCCCUUUCCUGCCUCAGAGCCUUUGUCCCUGCUGUUUCCCUCACCAAGAAUGUUGGUCCUGUGCCCCUUGCAGCUCCUCAUUUUGAUCCUUCAGUUCCCCUCCUGGAAGCCUGUCCGUCCCAAUGACCUCAGGCUCAGGUCUUUUUAUAGCACUGAUCAGCCAAGCAGGCAAGCCCUGAUAGAGACUGUCAUAUAGCAGAGCAGAUGAGCAUUUCCACAGAUCCAGGAUCACUUUCCACCUUGCCUGGCAGUCCUACUUUAUUCUGAGCCACUCUUGUCUUAUCCCUAAAGUGACUCUUUUGAAUGUUCUUUACCUUCAGACUUCCUGCUUCAAAAAAACAAGUAGAAACCAUAAGAGUGGAACUCCCUAUGACUUGUAGCCCCCAAGCCUGCAAACUGAUUUCCCACCUUUGUGUUUCCUCCCUUAGGCCAGUCCCCUGCUUACACUCUGUGUUCCAUUUUUCUGCACCUUGCUCCAGAACCUGACAUAAUCAGUUACACUUUCUCUUCUGGCAGCUUUUCACUGCCCUCCUUGGCUGAGCCUCUCUAUUGGCCUUUAUACAUGCCAGCGUCUCUACUGUCUUAACCAUAUGCCAUUUGACCUCACUUCUGUCCAUGCUGCUCCUAGUUAGCACCCAAUCACCCUUCUCCCCUUCACUGUUGACCUGUCUCUGAAGAGGUACCUACACCUCUCCACUCCUGCCCCUGCAUCUACCAGAUUCCAUAGGGGAAUUUUGUUUUCUUGAAGUGGUUGAACACUCCUAUUUAAAAUACUUUCUUUCCUUGCCUUGGGACCACCCUCUGCUGCGUUUCCUCUGAACUCUCUGGCCCUUCUCUUUCUCUGCUCUUUUCUUCAGCCUCAUAUGUAUUAACUCAGUACCUCUACUUGGCUGAUGUCCCAAAGAUGCCUCAAACUCUCCUCAUUCAAGAUUGACUCCAUCACCUCUUCCAUAGAGUCCUGAGCAGCCCCUUACUCCCCAACCCCUCCAUUGCUCAUUUUUCUUAUAAGCAUCCUAAGCCCUCUCUGAUCCUGUAGUCUGGGCCAAGGCCCCUUGUUCUAGGGCAUUCUUUGCUUUUCUGAAGGCCCUGGCCUCAGUUUGUAGUGAGACGUUCAUUAGGGGAUUAUUGGAUGACCCUUUCUGCCCUGCUAGACUGUAAGCUCCGUGAGGGGUAGGGACAUGGUCUGCUUUUGUUCACCACUGUAUUCCCACAGGGCCUGUCACAGUGCCUGGCACUUAACAGGUGCUCAAUAAAUGUUUGUUGAAAGAAUGAGUGUGAGUAUCUUUUUUUGAUAUCUUCCUGCACACUGAAUUGUAAGCCUCCUAGUCAGAUUUGCUCACCAUUUUGUCUCCAGGGUCUGUCCCUGGGCUGAUGCACAGUAAGGCCUCCAUGAUUUUUAGGUGUACCUGUAGGCGAAUGAAUGGGGACCUGACUUGCUAUCCGAGUUAGCAGUUGGGACAUCAGAACAAUCAAAGUUGAAACAGGACGGGCCAGGGGUCAUCUUAGUUGUCUAGAGAGUGAGGAUUUUAGUGGGAAAGUGAUCCUCUUUUAUUCCAUGGAAAACUAGUAGGGCAUCAUGGUCGAGGAUGUGGGCCUGAGGCCACAUUUUAUGAAAAUGGUACAGCUGGAAUCUGAGCUGGGAGCUCCUGCUCUGGCACCCCAGGUCUCAACUGCUGUGCCAGGCUGGGUGAUGGGUCUUACCAGCUGGGCAAGUUUCCUUCCUCUUUAGAGCCUCAGUUUCUUUCAGUGGGAAUUUGGAUGGGAGUACUGUUGGUUAAGCACUUUAAAGGCAAUUUCCAAAUAUUUCCUCAAUCUGCCAAACAGCUCUCUGAGGUAGGUAUUACUAUUACACCCUCUUCACAAUGAGGAAACUGAGGCACAGAGAGGUUAAAUAACUUGCUCUAGGUCACACAGCUGGUAGGUGGUAGAGCUGGGGUUAUUCAAAACUACAUGUCAUGACCCUUUAUUGAGAUGUGAGAUUGGUUUACUCGAUUCCAACAAACAUUAAAAAACAGCAUAGAAAAUAAUGAGUGCAUCACAACAUGUAGUAAAGGUAAGUGUUCAAAGAACAACUGGUUUUCAGAUAUAUGUCUAUAUAUUUACACAUGUAUGAGCGUGUACUGGGUUAUGAUGUAAAAUGUAUCUCACUGUGGGUCACUGCGAAGUGAAUAGAGGCAUUGCUUUAACAGAAACUCGUAGCACAAUAAACUGCUCAGCUUCCUCCCUCCACCCUACUGGGUUGUCCGUAAGUUCCAGAACUGACACACACAGCUGGGGAAGGCAAAGCAGUGCCCCACAUAACUUGGCUUUCUCAGCCUCCUUCAAACCCCAUUCUUUUCAGAAAGCAGAUGGCUCACGGUAACUGGGAUUCCAAGUAUCUUGGGCAAGUUUCCGAAGCCACCUGUCCCCUUGGAGAGUCAGCAUUAUCUUUGGGCUGACUGCAUGGGAGCUGGGGUCUGCUGAGUUUCCCUUUGGGUUUCAUUGCAUGACCCACUUUGGGCUGGCCAGGUUCUUUGAAAACACGAGUGUUGGUGCUCUCAGAGGACUUGGGUGGUGGUGGCAGUGAUGUGACAUCCCUAAAAGUCUGCUUUGCUCUUCUCCAUGGUUCUCCACAGGGGUUGUCAGCCAUCACUUGCUCGCUCACUGUGACGAUGCACUUUUUUGUUCUGUCUUGGCUGGCCUAGGCUGGGGCCCCCAGCAGCUCUUUCAGAAACCCCACCCCCAGUCUCAGCUGCCAUCAGGUCAGAGGCCACUGAGUCUCCUGAUGGCAGGAACACUUCUCAGGCCCAGGAGACAGGCGUGCAGGCCUGACAUGGCCCCUUCUAGGCCACACUGUCUUGACUAGCUGUCAGAAGAGCACCCAAGAUGCCCCCUGAUCUGUGUGCUCCAGCUUGUGACUGCUCAUAACCCUUAAGGUGAUACCAUGUGGCAUGUGUGGGGUUGGUGCCAAAAGGGCAGGUUUCCUUCUCAAAAAUUAGCAAGCACACUGGAGGUACAGUUUUGUUCUUAAUCUCCCUCUCCAGUUUUCUAAGAACCCCUCUUCUCUGUUACCGAUUAGUGAGUCAGUAUACAUUUGUACUCCCAUUUCUUUUACUAUCCUCCUUUUGAUUAAAAUCCUAGCUGCCUCCAAAUAUUUACUGUGAAAGACAGUUCAAGGAUAGUUUUUUUUUUUUUAGGGCCCAAAGUUUUCUUCAAAAUGGAACCCUCUUUGGAUGUUAUCAGAGUGGUGUGUAGUUAGUAGUUAGUGUGUAUAGAGAGUUCCUUGAGCCUCAGUUUCUGCAUUUGCGAAGUUUCUGCAAAAGGAAGGGUAUUGCUUUGAAGGAUAGAUAUGAAGGUUUUCAGAUGACUUAAGUGUAUCAGUGAAAAGGGUCCACGGUGGAGGAGAACGAUGUUUGUGCCUCCUGCUUUCAUUUCUCUGACGUCAGAGGAAAGGAGAAUGAACUGUAUACUUCUGCUGACUUCAUGGAUCUUGGGAUUGGCUGAAUUGCUUGACCCAAUUUUUGGAUGUCCCCCCUCUUCUCACCUUCCCCGGCUGUGGAAGAGAUGUUCUAGGGGCAGAAGGAUUGUUAUGUCUUUGUUUUUCUUCUCUCUCUUCCUUCAAAUGGACCGUGGAGUUCUUUCCUUGCUGGUUGCUGCAUCCUGAGUUCCCCCUCUUAUCUCAUAUACACCCAGGGCUCUGGAGUGGCUUUUAGAAGUCUGAUUGUUGUGUACAUGCACUGGGCCAGAUGGCAGGGGAAGGCUGGCUUAGUCCUGCCCUGGAAGGAGGGUUGCCUCUCUGUUUGUUUGUGGGUCUUCUUAAGGAUGCUUGAGAAGACCCUGGAAGAUGACAUUUUCUUUAAUGAAGGACUACAUUAGCCAAAGAAGUCAGCGGAAUUUGCGUUGGGCCACAAAUCCAAAGACCUGGAUUUUCAACCUACUCAAGGGACUGGUGCAGGACCAAGCCAGUUUGCUCCAAAUCCCCCUUUCUCAUCCAUGAAGUGCAGGAGAUGAUGGCUGAGCUCCUAAAGUCAGCCACUCCAUGCCCUGUAGUCUCUGAUUCUGGGGAAUGUGAGCCCCAGUCUGUGGAGAAGGACAGAUGGUCCUUUCUGGAUCUUCCAGACUCUAGAUCCAUGUGCAUUGUUCAAGCUUUUUAUUAGCACCCUCCCCAAGGGUGCUAAUAAAAAGCAGUUCUUUCAGCCAUUUCUGUGUCUGGUGGUCUCCUAGCCACAUGUCCCACAAAGGCAGGGAAACUGGGAAUGACAGUGUGGGCAAAAGGCAAAUUGAAAGCAAAGCUUGAAUGAAGAUGGAGGGAGGGGUCUUGUCCAGUAUUGCUGCUUCCUAUCUUCUCUGGAAAGGAUUGGAGAUGGGGCUGUGGUAAGAUCCCAGCCUCCCUCAUCAGUUUGUUGGUUUAGAGCACAGACUUAGGAGCUGAAAGGCCUAUGUUUCUAUCUUCACUGCAUGACUGAGCUGUUUACUUGGCUUCUGUUUCAUCAUCUGUAAGAUAAGGAUAAUACUGUCUACUUCAAAAGAAUAAAAGUAUCUCAUAGGGUUCUCAUGAGAAUUAAGUGAAUACAUGUGAAGCUAUGCUACGAAGUACCAUAGUAAGCACUAUAUUCAGGUCAGCUAGUGAUAAUUCUGUUUCUGUAGGUAAUUGUGAAGAUAAUCGAUUAUAUGUUUUCAAAAAAGUUACAACCACUUCCGGAAGUGUCAAUAUCAUACUGUUACUUCUUAGAAAGAAAAAAGCUCUGAGCUAUUGCCUCAGCUCUUCUCAGAUCUCCAUAAGAUUUUAGUUAAUGGCUCCCUCAUUGGAAACAGCUGAUACUCAUGAGAACAAUGAUUUCCGCAUGAUCCUCAUGCCCUCACUUGUGGUAGGGACUGGGUGAAAUACACUUGGUUUCUGCUACUCAGACCUUGGGGUCAGACUUGUCUGGCAAAGGAGGAGAAGACCAAAAAAAUAUCUAUUCAGCCCCUGCUCUGUGCCAGGCCCUGGUGUCUGGCUUGAAGUCCUCAUUUCCCACGACUGCCCUGUGCUUGGCGUAUACAUCCUGGCUCCUCUGUGCUCCGUUUUAAGAUGAGGAGGGUGAGGUUCAGGAAGGCCUAACGAAGAGCUGAAGAUGAAGAGUGCGGACGAUAAUACCCCUGCUGUGGCAGAGCGUCCUGAUGUCCAGGAGACAGUGGGUCCCUUGGUGGCCCCCACACCUCUCCGUCCGUGGCCCCAGAUGACACUUCAGGUUUCUGAAGUUACAGUGACUGGCAGACCCUCAGAGGAAGGUGAUGUCACCAGAAGCAGCCCGCCUGUGACUUUCACAGAGGUUCCCCAGGCACCGGCCAUCAGGAUUCCCCUCUCUUCUUCUCUCUGCGGCCUGGGUCGCUCUCCCCGGGACCAGGCCUCGGGGCCUGAUGCAAGUGAGGGGGCAGCUGGGCCUCUCCUGGAACCGAGCCAGCGACAGAUGGAGGCUACGUGGGAAGUAUCCAGCGAGAAUGGAAGGGGCCGAAAGGAGCCCAUAGUGGGAGCUGUCAUGGACAAGCCUCCUGGGGGGCUGGAGGUCGUGAGUGGGUUGGAGGAGCUGCUUGGAGAGGACACCAUCGACCAAGAGCUGGAGCAGCUCUACCUGUCCCACCUGAGCCGCCUGCGGGCUGCCGUGGCUGCUGGUGGGGCGGGAGGUGGUGGGGAGGGGUCCAUAGAUGGAGGGGUGUCCCCCAGCCAUCCCCUGGGCAUACUCACAGACCGCGACCUGAUCUUGAAGUGGCCUGGCCCUGAGCGGGCCCUGAACAGUGCCCUGGCUGAGGAGAUCACACUGCACUAUGCCCGGCUGGGGCGCGGUGUGGAGCUCAUCAAGGACACCGAGGACCCUGAUGAGGAGGGGGAGGGGGAAGAGGGGCUCUCCAUCAUACCCUCCAGCCCAGAAGGGGACACCCCUAAGGAAUCACCUCCAGAAAUCCUCUCAGGGGCCCCUUCUUUGGUAGCCACUAUGGGAGAUGUGUGGCUCCCAUGGGCGGAGGGUUCUGGAUGUAACAGCCCUGUGGCUCUGGGUAUAGAGGGUCAAUUCAGUGGGGCUCCAGAGAAGGGGACAAGCAAGGACUCUGACUCUUUGCAUGUGAGUAGGAUGAUAUCUGGGGUGACUGGGUCCUCAGGGGCCACAGAAGCCCAGAUGGAGUUUACCACUGAGUUGGCAGACAGGCUGAUUUCUAUAUCUGGCCAGGAGCCAGCUUCUCUGGUCCUGCAGGGGCGGCAAGAUCUCUCCCUCCUUGGUCCCUUAGGGACUGAAGUCUGUCCUUCCAGCCUGGCCAGGCCCCAUGUAAGCCCCCAGGAUGAAGGGGGUUCAGGCCCAAGCCUUGAGCCCCCAAAGAGGUCUCCUACCCUAGCAGACCCUGCAGAGAGCGUGUGUGUAUUGCCUCCCCAGCUCUGGGGACCCCUGACCCAGACUCUGGGGGUCCUAGCUGUGCUGGUGGUGGUCCCUGUGGCUCUGAACAAUGGUAUGUCCCUCCUGGUGCUUGCACUGUGCCUCUCUCUGGUCUGGUUCUUGUAGGAGCUGCUUGUGAGAUGAGCAAUAACAGGUUUCCCCUCUCUGGGGAGGGGCAGCCCCUGCAUCACCCCCCCCUCCCCAGAGGGUUCAGAUGGGUUGUGUGGUCUGUUCAGUGAACAGUCCUUUGCUUCUGAGAAUGCUUGACUGGAGAGAGACCUCUCUGUCCCUCAGCUCUCCAGUGAGCAUGGGGUUCCCUGUGGCGAUACCAGUGGAGAGAAGUGGCAUGGGGGGAUGGUGUAAGAACUUGCAGAAUGGAAUUUGGCAUGUCCUCCCCUCCCACCCCACCCUCAAGCCUGUAUUUAUUUUUGUAUAAUUCUCUGGUUGAGGGAGAGUGGUCAUGAGCUGGUCUUGGGGCACAAUUACCCAGAGAUGUAUUUAUUAACAGCCAACCUGUGCAACCUGCUGGAGCUUUAUUUUUAAUUUAAUUUAUAUAGAGUACCUAUUAUUAUACGCCACAAUAGAACUCUAUGAGAAACAAUGUGUCUUGUUGUGCAGUGUUUUCCUCUUUGGGCCUAAAUGUGCAGGGUGGCCACGUUCUGUGGAAGGACCAUGGUGGACAGUGGGUGGGGGUGGAUGGGUGGGGUGGGAUGUGGUCAUACCUGCUGCUGCUGCUUCAAUAUGUCCUUGAGGAUCUUUGUCAUCUCACCUAUGGUACUAAUCUGUAGUCUGGUGGUCUUGCGGGAGUGGGGGCAGAUCCUUUGGUCUUUUCCACCUUCUGCCAGGGGUGGAGGAAGAAUGGUGGCCACAUGAGUGUUUGAUGUCACACAUAUGACUCUAUGACAUGUGGCCAGCUGUGGAUGAGGGGAUAUUGGUUGUGAAUCAGCCACAAGGUUUUGAGGUUAGUGAAAAAAAAAACAGCCUUUGACACACAGGGAGAGCCCUCUGCCCUCAGGAUUGGGAUGGCUUCAGAAAGGACAGAGGACUUAAUGUGUCAUAGUUGAGUUGCUGUCCAAGACAUUGCAUUCUAACUCAAAACUGGAAACCCAGAACCUUUGAAAGAAAGGAUAGAUGUAUAUACUGCAUGCAAAUGAAAAACUCUAUAUAGCAAAAUAAAACACCAUAUAUUUA